CCAGGAGCGUUCGGCCUCUGAGAGUGUGACAUACAGUAGUGGUACAGCCUGAUAUGCCUGAUAGUCAGCUGGUGGUGUCUACACUUGAAGCCUGCUGCACCGUCUAUGCCACGAUGGGCCACGUUCCGCUUUUCUGUUUCUGGGUCACAGCUGGACUGGCAAUGUCGCCUUCACCUUGGAUUCUGGACAAACGCCUGAGCUGCAGUCGACCGAUGGAGGGUCUGGACCACUGUCGAAUCAGUGACUGCUCAGAUAAACUCCUGGCUGAGUCUCGUCUACUGGUUCCCACCGGCCCAGACCUGGUGGACGAGUAUUAUGGAGUUGGGAUGGACAAACAUGGGCUCGUUCCUGUCGUCACUGUGCAAUGGAAGCUGAAAUCAGAUGCUAGUAUAUUUAAUCUUAAUGGAUCAGAGAUAAGUAUUCUAGAUGAAACAACGAAUCAAAGUAUAUGUGUACAGUAUUUCUUCAGUAUCCACCAACAACUGGCUCCCAACGAUACACGGUGGACCUUUUCCUUGGAUGGAGUUGUGGUGGAGCCUGAGCACACAUACAGCGUGUCAGUGUUAAAUUUACCUCAACCCAGGAUUGGACAUACAGAAAUAAGCGUAAGGCAAAUUACAGUCCCAGGAUGUAACAAUAAGACAAUCCAAACAGCCCGAGUGUGUCAGGAAAAUGGGAGUCUGUGGGACCCCAGCACGACCACUGCUGUGUCUGUUGACAGAGAACAUGAGAGGUUGUCCAUUAUAGUGACUUUUAAGACAGCACAGUAUUCAGAGAACUAUCAGGUUUCCAUCCAGAGUCACCACUUCUACUGCUCAGAGAAUGUUUCCAUGGAAAACAGGACAUCAGUGAAUGUGACCUUAGAGUUUGGUUUGUGGGAGCUCUCCCAGUGUGAACUGCUGUUGAGAAUUCAGCCAUUUUUUGUACAGUGCAAAAAUGACUGUUGGAGCCCCACAAAAAUAAUCAAUUACUGCCACUAUUAUCCUCCAAGGACUUUAAUUAUAAAGGCUGUCGUGGUGCUGCUUUUCAUCUACGGCUUCAUUGUUUAUUCACUGUGGAGAGCAGUUCAUAAAGGUCCCGUGAACACGUCCUCCUCUGCCGCUAAAGAACAGCCAGAGGGCUCCCAGGUGCGGGAGAGGAAGCGAGUCCUCGUCAUCUACUCCCUCGACCACCCCUUGUAUCGAAACAUUGUUCUCAAGUUUUGCGCCUUCCUGGUGAGCACGUGCGGCACCGAGGUGGUGCUGGAUCUGUUGGACUCUACCCGACUGGGAGUGCUGGGGAGCAUCCAGUGGCUGGAUUGGCGCAGGCAGCAAAUGCAGAGCUCCUCCGAUAAGAUACUCAUCCUGUGCUCACGGGGGGUGCAGGCCAAGUGGAGAGCCAUGUGCGGCGACAAGCAGGUUUCUCUGCGAGAAGACGCCCGCUCACCUGUAGGCGACAUGCUCACUCCAGCGCUCAGCCUCAUGGUGCCUCACUUCAUCCGAUCGGCUUCUUUUGAAAAGUACAUCAUAGCCUAUUUUGAUGGCGUUUGUUCCGAAGAUGAUGUUCCUUCACCUUUCAACAUCACAGUGCGCUACAAAAUCAUGAAGCAGUUUGAGGAGCUCUUUUUCAGGAUCCUGGACACAGAAAAGCACCGGCCGGGGAGUGUGAACUGCAUUGAAGGGCUCUCAGAGGACACCUAUCACCAGUGCUCGUCAGGCAGAGCCCUGCGGGACGCGAUACAGGCCUUCAGAACCUACCAGCUGCAGCAUCCGCAGUGGUUUGAGGAUGAGUUACUGGAACGCACAGAGCAGGAGGUCGAGGAGGCCUCUGCUGUAACCUAUGGGACUGCAAAAACCCAACACCUACUUACAAAUUCUAUACCUGACUCAACCCAAGUCCUCAGCCUUCUAAACAUAAAGGAAAGCGACUUCACUGUAGAGAGAACGACACUCUACACAGAGCAGCUGUGUAUGAGCUGCUCGCUUGAAGUCAACUCUGUGAUUUGACUCCACUCGGGACAAGCUACUGAUGAAAACGUUCAUUUGAUGUUUGUGCUGUGCGUCAGUGCUGAGGCACAGUCUCACAACACAGAUGUCCUGUAUGCAGCUGUAACAAAUGUUUAACUACCUGCAAAACAAGAGGCAGGAAGUAGGUGCAUGUAUGUAUCUGGAUGCACAAACGUAUUAAAGAUUAUCAUAAACUGUU
Molecule: messenger RNA, 2184 nt
Organism: Betta splendens (Siamese fighting fish)
Lineage: Eukaryota; Metazoa; Chordata; Actinopteri; Anabantiformes; Osphronemidae
Product: interleukin-17 receptor A
Exons: 12
Coding region: 54-1985 (643 amino acids)
Molecular function (GO): interleukin-17 receptor activity
Source: RefSeq, a predicted model, not a curated record